This is a messenger RNA of Gadus chalcogrammus (walleye pollock), 1977 nucleotides long. RefSeq names its product coiled-coil domain-containing protein 62-like. The transcript is spliced from 13 exons. The record is from RefSeq and is a predicted model, not a curated record. NCBI's taxonomy places the organism in Eukaryota, Metazoa, Chordata, Actinopteri, Gadiformes, Gadidae. The coding region runs from base 406 to 1917 and encodes 503 amino acids.
UUUCACAAAUGUGGAUUCUAUGACUAGCGAGAAUAAUGUUUUAUUGUUAUUGUGCAGCUAAUAAUUUCACGAUGUUGUGAGUCUCUAUGAACGUUGUAAUCUUCUGGUCCGUCGUUAGAAGGCAACAGCACCAAGGAUACUAACGUAGUAGUAGUAGCAGUGGUAGCAGUAGUAGUAGUAGUCAUACCAACAGUGUUUUACUUGAAAUUCAAACAACUUAACCUAUCUCAUUGACAAAUUAUUGUCAGGUAAUGUAGUUCGAAAUAUUGUUAACUGUAUGUAUUGUCUAAGAUAACUGCCCAGAGAAAGUACAGUUGUUGAGCCAAAACGACUCGCCAUCAGCCCUACCGUUACAGCAGCGAUACUGUGGAAUGAGGUGAACGGUUGGGUCAAACCUGACCUGCAAUGGAUAGAGAAUGUCCUCAUGGAAGCUCCUCGACCACUCCACCUCGGUCAUAUGACCCCUCUUUUGAGCUAUGGCAAAGCACGCCUGUAAAAAAGGAUAAUGUUGGAGUAUUUCCUGCUGAUAUCAGUAAAGUUUCCAUCCGAUCUAGCAAUGAAGUGGAUGGGAGGGUCAGACCUUACCCUGUAGACAAUCAUUGUCGUACCCAGCUACAGCACAAUCAAAUGUCACCUGUGAGUGACUUGGAGAGCUCCACCAUCCAGAGACAGAGGAGAGAGCUGCAGCUGAUGAUCACUGAGCUAAAGGACCGGGACAGGGAGCUGAACACCAUGGCUGCCUCCCAUCACAAGCAGCUCCACGCCUGGGAACAGGACCGCCAGCGAGUCCUUAGCCUGGAGAGGAGGUGCGCCAGGUCGGACGAAGAGCUCCAGAAGUGUGUGGGGGUGAUCCGGGCCCUCACCAGGCGUGUCCGGGUGGUGGAGGCCAGGGACAAGGACCUCCAGACGGAGCUCAGCACCACCCAGCAGCAGCUUCAGCAGCUGGGACAGGAGCACCAGGACAUGGAGCGAACCUCUAAAGACCUCCAGGAUAAAGACGCCAGCCUGACCUCCACGGUGCUGGCCCUGUCCUCUCAGGUGGGCUCCCUGCAGGUCAGGGAGGUGCAGCUCAGAGCCACGCUCCAACUCAAGGAUAAGGACGUGCGUGAGGCCGCCGCCCACUUGGGGGAGCUGAGGCUCGGCCUGCAGGACGUGGAGGCGUCGCUCGAGGAGAGCCACUCGCGGGCAGACCGGCUCCUGAGGGUGGUGGAGGAGACCAAGCGCCGCUACCGGGCGUACAGGCACGAGAACGCCGCCCUCAGAGAGGACUUGCAGCAGCACGUGACCCAAAGCAGUGCCCAGAGAGAGGAGAUUAUUCGCCUCAAACAGGAGCACCAGAUGCUCUGCAGGGAUCUGGCCUUGUCAGGGGAGGGCGACAGCUGGAAGGAUGAGUUGCUGGCGCUGGCGCGGUCCAAACAGGAACGCACAGAGUCUGAGCUUCACUGCCUAAGACAGGUGUGUGAUAAUCAGCAGAGUGACCUGCAGCUGCUGCAGCUGAACUUGGAGACGGCCCGUGUGACACUGGGAGAGAGGAGCGGUCAGGAGUCUGUUGGCGGCCACGACGAUUCACUGACGUCUUCGCCGAUGCCGAGGAACUGUUGUUUGGCGAACAACACAAAACAGCCUUCUACAGCAGUCGAGCUCCUCUCCCACGCCUCCAACGAUGGAAGGCAUCCGUCCGUGUCCUUCUGUCUGCAGCGGGCUCUGGAUGACUCCCAGAACUCAAUGGCCGGUCUGGUCUGUAGUGUGCUCAAACACAAGGGUUCUAUGAAGAACCAGAACGAUUUAGUCAGCCUGAACCUUAGCCACAACAGUGGCUUGAGUGAGGCCUCACACUGUCCCCACACCAGUCUGAAAUCCUCGUGUUGCAGUAGAACUUCAACAGACAAGGUCACUGAAACCCCACCCAAAGCGUGACUCCAGCAGAGAGCUCAGAGAUCUAGAUUGAAUUCAAGAAGGACAUUCCAAGUAUUAACC